ACGCUUUGGCCCCGCCCCCUCGGAAGCGUAUAUAUAGCAGCAGCGCCGCGUCCGCUCGUCAGUUCUGCCUUCAGCAACCGAUUCUUCACCGUCGGCGAGAAGGAGCAAAAAACAGUCAGAAAAAUGCGUGAGUGUAUUUCUAUGCAUGUCGGCCAGGCCGGAGCCCAGAUGGGCAAUGCAUGCUGGGAGCUGUACUGCCUGGAGCAUGGCAUCCAGCCGGACGGGCAGAUGCCCAGCGACAAGACCAUCGGAGGAGGAGACGACUCCUUCAACACCUUCUUCAGUGAGACUGGAGCUGGCAAACAUGUUCCCAGAGCCGUGUUCGUGGACCUGGAGCCGACAGUCAUCGAUGAGGUCCGCACAGGAACCUACCGCCAGCUCUUCCACCCCGAGCAGCUGAUCACCGGCAAGGAGGACGCAGCCAACAACUACGCCCGCGGUCACUACACAGUCGGCAAGGAGAUCAUCGACCUGGUCCUGGACAGAACCCGCAAACUGGCCGACCAGUGCACGGGGCUCCAGGGUUUCCUCAUCUUCCAUUCCUUUGGAGGAGGAACCGGCUCUGGCUUCACCUCUCUGCUGAUGGAGCGUCUCUCUGUCGACUACGGCAAGAAGUCCAAGCUGGAGUUUGCGGUUUACCCCGCCCCCCAGGUGUCCACCGCUGUGGUGGAGCCGUACAACUCCAUCCUGACCACCCACACCACCCUGGAGCACUCCGACUGCGCCUUCAUGGUGGACAAUGAGGCCAUCUACGACAUCUGCCGCAGGAACCUGGACAUCGAGCGCCCCACCUACACCAACCUCAACAGGCUGAUCGGACAGAUCGUCUCCUCCAUCACCGCCUCCCUGCGCUUCGACGGCGCCUUGAAUGUUGACCUGACGGAGUUCCAGACCAACCUGGUGCCCUACCCUCGUAUCCACUUCCCUCUGGCCACCUACGCCCCAGUGAUCUCCGCAGAGAAGGCCUAUCAUGAGCAGCUGUCCGUCGCUGACAUCACCAACGCCUGCUUCGAGCCAGCCAAUCAGAUGGUGAAAUGCGACCCCCGCCACGGCAAGUACAUGGCCUGCUGCCUGCUGUACCGCGGCGACGUGGUGCCCAAAGACGUGAACUCCGCCAUCGCCACCAUCAAAACCAAACGCACCAUCCAGUUUGUGGACUGGUGUCCCACAGGCUUCAAGGUGGGCAUCAACUACCAGCCUCCCACUGUGGUUCCUGGAGGAGACCUGGCCAAGGUGCAGAGGGCCGUGUGCAUGCUGAGCAACACCACCGCCAUCGCCGAGGCCUGGGCGCGACUCGACCACAAGUUCGACCUGAUGUACGCCAAGAGGGCCUUCGUCCACUGGUACGUCGGAGAGGGGAUGGAGGAGGGAGAGUUCUCAGAGGCCAGAGAGGACAUGGCCGCCCUGGAGAAGGAUUACGAGGAGGUGGGCACCGACAGCAUCGGGGAGGAGGACGAAGGCGAGGAGUAUUAGGUCAUCUGUCGCUUCCUGUGUCGUCCGAUUGAGAAUCAUUUUAAAACAAGCAAACCAAUAAAGAAGCUUAAACUUA
Molecule: messenger RNA, 1549 nt
Organism: Epinephelus fuscoguttatus (brown-marbled grouper)
Lineage: Eukaryota; Metazoa; Chordata; Actinopteri; Perciformes; Serranidae
Product: tubulin alpha chain-like
Exons: 4
Coding region: 124-1473 (449 amino acids)
Biological process (GO): mitotic cell cycle; microtubule cytoskeleton organization
Cellular component (GO): microtubule; cytoplasm
Molecular function (GO): structural constituent of cytoskeleton; GTP binding
Source: RefSeq, a predicted model, not a curated record